AUGCCUUCAUUGCCUUCCAACCAGCAGCGUGCUGCUCACCACCUUCCUCAUACUGGCAUUGCUGGUCAAUCGGAAGGUACCUUUGAUACCGCCAACCCUGCUUAUAUUCGCAAGUACCUGCGGACGUACGGCCUCACGCCUCCCCGUGCCGAGAACUACGAAACCCAAAAGACACGAUGCCUGGCACAGCUCGCAUUGAAGCAAACUCCCAUCGAGAAGUACUUGUACCUCAGCACGAUCCGCAAAAACAAUGUCCACCUUUUCUACCGUUUGAUCACAGACCAUAUUCAAGAAUUGACUCCUCUCAUCUAUACCCCCGUUGUCGGUGAGGCGUGCCAGCGUUGGUCCGAGAUUUACCAGCAACCAGAAGGCAUGUACUUGAGCUACGAAGACAAGGGCAAUAUUGCCGCUGUGAUUUCUAAUUGGCCGCAACCUAAUGUUGAAAUUACCUGUAUCACCGAUGGCUCCCGCAUUCUUGGUCUCGGUGACCUGGGUAUCAAUGGUAUGGGAAUUCCUAUUGGCAAGCUUUCCCUGUACACCGCAUGCGCUGGAAUCCGUCCCGAGGCUACUCUGCCGUUGACUUUGGAUUUGGGUACUGGUAACAAGACCCUUCGCGAGGACCCCUUGUACCUGGGCAGUCGCCGCGACAAGAUCUCUGCCGAGGAGGAACAAGAGUUCCUCGAUGAGCUCAUGGCUGCCCUGACAGAGCGGUGGCCGGGCAUUGUUAUCCAGUUUGAGGAUUUCAAGAACCCUUUCCCCGCUCUGGAGCGAUACCGACACCGGUACACUUCUUUCAAUGACGACAUCCAGGGAACUGGCGCUGUCAUCCUGGGCGGAGUUAUGAAUGCCGUCAAGCGGUCUGGCAUUCAUCCCAAGGAUCAGCGUGCCGUGUUCUUCGGAGCAGGAAGUGCCGGUGUGGGUGUUGCCAAACAGAUUGUAGACUACUUUGUGCGGGAAGGGUUGACCGAAGAUGAAGCCAAAGCUUGCUUCUAUCUGGUUGACACCAAGGGACUGGUCACUGCGGAUCGCGGCGACCGUCUCGCCAACCACAAGAUUUACUUUGCCCGCAAGGACAACAACGGCCAACAAUUCAAGACAUUGGAGGAUGUCAUUGAGCACGUGAAGCCGACAAUGCUCAUGGGUCUCUCGACCAUGGGCGGCGUUUUCACCCCAGACAUUUUAAAGAAGAUGGCUGAGUGGAACGAACACCCCAUGAUUUUCCCGCUAUCGAACCCUUCAUCCAACUCAGAAUGCGAUCUUGAAACGGCCGUUACCCACACAGACGGACGCGCGCUCUUUGCUUCAGGCUCUCCGUUCCACCCCGUCACUUUCACGAACUCUGCCGGCGAAACCAAGAUCCACUACGGUGGCCAGGGCAACAACAUGUACGUGUUCCCUGGCAUUGGCCUAGGAACUAUCCUUUCCAAAUCCGUCGAAGUUACGAAUAGCAUGAUCUUCGCCUCUGGCGAGGCCCUCACGCACUGCAUGACCUCGGAAGAACUCGACAGGGGUCUGCUCUACCCGGACAUCACGAGAAUCCGGGACGUCAGCGUCGUCGUGGCACGACAUGUGAUUCGCGCCGCCCAGGACGCCAAGGUCGAUCGCGAGACGGGCAUCCAUGGACUGAGCGAUUCUGAUCUUGACGCCUGGAUUCGCGCGCGCAUGUACCAACCUCACUCAGAGGUUGCCUCGCUGGAGCGUGAAGUUGGUGCACUGCUCUCGUCCAUUGGCCGCCCUUUUCCAAAUGGUAACAGUUAUUUCCCCAAUGGACUGUCUGAUGACUCAGAUAAGAACGCCAAGCUAUAA
Talaromyces rugulosus is the source of this 1806-nucleotide messenger RNA. RefSeq lists its product as uncharacterized. The coding region runs from base 1 to 1806 and encodes 601 amino acids. Gene Ontology annotation, cellular component: mitochondrion. Gene Ontology annotation, biological process: pyruvate metabolic process; malate metabolic process. The record is from RefSeq and is a predicted model, not a curated record. The transcript has 5 exons. Gene Ontology annotation, molecular function: malate dehydrogenase (decarboxylating) (NAD+) activity; NAD binding. NCBI's taxonomy places the organism in Eukaryota, Fungi, Ascomycota, Eurotiomycetes, Eurotiales, Trichocomaceae.